AUGGCGGAAUCCUCAACAUUUAAGCUAGCCCAAGAAGCAUUGGAAUUCCUCAAGCCUAAGCUGCCAGAAGAGCUACAGAAGCCCCGGAUAGCUAUAAUAUGCGGUUCCGGCUUGGGCGGCCUUGCUGAUACGAUUGACCCCAAGGUCAAGGUUGAAUUUGACUACGGGGAUAUUCCUCAUUUUCCUACUCCCGGGCCAUUUGGGAAAGCUUGUAUUUGGGUACCUGGGAGACGGCACUCCAGGCGUCUUAAUGGUGGGAAGAGCACAGUCAGUAUUACUCCCAGCCGACUGGAAAGGUAUAUGGCUAUGCGUAGACGGUCGGUCUCUGAGACAACGAAUAGUUUCUACGAGGGACAUGCCAUCAACCGGGUUACAUUCCCAGUGCGGCUCUUUAAACUGUUAGGCGUGGAGAUCAUGAUAGUCACCAAUGCAAGCGGAGCAUUGAAUUCCGAGUAUGCCGUCGGGGAUGUUGUGAUAAUCAACGAUCACAUUUUCCUCGCCGGUUUCGCAGGCGCACAUCCAUUGCGAGGACUCAACGAGGACGAAUUUGGAGUCCGAUUUCCGGCUCUUUCAGAUGCAUAUGAUCUUGAUUUGAGACGAACAGCGCAUCGUGCAUGGGCCAAGGUGAUACCAGCGGACAGCAAGCGCAGACUACAUGAAGGCGUAUACGCCUUCUGUGCAGGACCAAGCUUCGAAACUCGAGCCGAGUGUAGAUUCAUGCGACAACUCGGCGUAGAUUUGGUUGGAAUGUCAACAGUACCAGAAAUUAUUGUCGCUCGACAUUCUGGGAUCCGUGUUCUUGCCUUGAGUUUGGUCACCAAUAAUGCGGUUUUAUCUCCGGUUCCACGAGGCGACGACACUCUCCUCCAAGAAACAGACAGAUCAGGGCUAGCUAAGAUCGUCGAGGAGGGUAAGGCGAACCACGAGGAAGUGUUGGAGGCAGGUCGGCAAGCCGCAACAGACGUCCAGAAAAUGGUUCGACAAGCAGUUAUCGACAUGUUUCCACGGACCAAUAAUUAA
This is a messenger RNA of Ophidiomyces ophidiicola, 1020 nucleotides long. It is a transcript of the gene PNP1, whose product is annotated as Purine nucleoside phosphorylase. NCBI's taxonomy places the organism in Eukaryota, Fungi, Ascomycota, Eurotiomycetes, Onygenales, Onygenaceae. The record is from RefSeq and is a predicted model, not a curated record. Gene Ontology annotation, molecular function: purine-nucleoside phosphorylase activity. The transcript has 6 exons. Gene Ontology annotation, biological process: nucleoside metabolic process. Gene Ontology annotation, cellular component: cytoplasm. Bases 1 to 1020 code for a protein of 339 amino acids.